GCUGAUUCUUCCUUCAUAUGAAUAUCCCAGAAAGCCAGCUGCCCUUCAAUUCUCAAUAACCUAUCUCCGAGGUUCAUCAUGCAACAGUGAUGAACGUCUACAACACUUUGGAAUGAUUCUGAUUCGAUGUUUACAGGAGCUCAAUAGAUGCGAAAACUUACAACGAACUGAUAUUGCCUUACGAGUCCGUCCUAAUCAGCCAUGUGCCCUAAGCACUCUAUAUAACCCCUUUACCACAAAGCUUGACGAUCGAGUUACCGGUACUGCAGAAUGAAUAGCAUCUCACGAUGACAAUGUGCCAUUCAACAAGGAAGCAGAACGUGUCGCGAAAUGUAUUGACUCCCGCCGUAAAAAUGCAGCGACGAAGCAGAAAGCGAGCUAUCAAAUUUCUUGCCCCACACGACUGUAGUAUGCCAAGGAGAAAGCAUUUUUCUCGGUAACAAUUGACAGUCGAACGAAAUUGGAAGAAUCGAGGUGUAAUGUAGGCCCAUGACAGGGCGCGUCCAAUCUAUUUUUUGCCAAUAUGCCACAAACAUGUGUGCUCCGGCCACAGAGAGUAUUGCACUUUGGCGCCAAUUUUUUGAGGCCUUAGGAUUGCAAGCCUUUCGAAACCGGGUUCUCGUCGCAGUUUGCGCGCUCGAAGUCCGCCGCAAUUGUUGUCUGAAUCUUUCUCGAGACCUGGAAAUGCAGGAUGGCGAGCGUGGAUCUCGUAGGCAGCGUCAGAUUUGGGAUUCUGUGAUGUGUGGCAAAAAGUUUUGAGGGUGCGGGUGGUGUGAUUCAUUCGAUGUCAUUGUACUUUCUGAAACAUCGGUUGCAGGUUUUAGAGGUUUAGGAAUAACCCUGGUCAGGAAGAAAUGAAGAAGGAAGUUACAAGGCAUUCAUGUGUCCAUAUUCCGGAAGUCUCGCUUGGAAAUCAUCGAAAUGAAAUACAUAUACUCGACCACGUACUUGAGAAAGGGUUUUACACCGUGCCUCCAGUUCGCGAGUUCUUUGAAUUUAAGGUCGAGUUGGGCACCGCCUCCUAUACCUAAUUUAUUAGGACUCCUUUGAUCGGAUUUUCAUCCUUGCUUUGUGAAUGAGGGUAUUAUUUCGAUGGAAUACAUCGUGAUCGACGCAACCCAGAAGCUCAGGAAAUUUCUGUGUUGUGGAUUUUGCUACUUGUGCUGGAGUAGUGGCGAGGUUAGAAUGUGUACUCGUGCGUGAAUUAUCCUCGCCUAAGCAUGCGGAUACUUUUCUACUCCUCUAAAGUGAAACUUGAAGCUGUAGUUUGCCGAAGUGUCAGUGCUGCCAGUUUGUGAAGUGAGGCAUCAUGGGUAGGAGGGGCAAGAAGGCGGAUGGCCCGGAAGGUAUGAAAGCCUGUUAUAGGGCUGCUAAGGAGAGUGGAGAUCGGGAAGAAGAGGCUCGCUGGGCUAACCAAAUUGGUCAUGCUUACAAAGACCGUGGUGACUAUGUGGACGCUCUUACCUGGUUUCGUUUGGAUUACGACAUUUCCGUGAAACGACAAUUCGACGGCCCGCGCCUGAAUUUGAUGCCAACUUGCCAGUCGCUCGGAGAGAUCUACCAUCGCCUUGGGGAUUAUCGACAAGCCCUGCACUACCAGGAACGGCAUUUAGAGCUUUCUGUGGAAGCAAAUGAUCUGGUUGAGCAACAAAGGGCUUACACGCAGCUGGGACGAACAUACAUGGAUAUGUAUGAGUUUCAAGAAGACGUGCUGGCAUUGCCUAAAGCAAAAGAUUCAUUCAAUAAGGCUAUGGAGCUUGUUAAAAAGCUGAAAGCCAAUCCUGUGCCGGGCUAUGCCUCAACUUAUAUUGUAGAACUGGUUGAUGCUUAUAACAACCUUGGUACAAUGAAGAUGGUUACUGAUGAACCUUUGGAAGCACGAAGACUUUUGUUGCAAGGACUUAGAAUAUGUGAUGAAGAAGAGGUUGGCCAGAAUGAUGCUGCUAGGACCCGAGUGCACCACAACUUGGGGCGCCUUUACGCGGAAAAGCGCCAGUGGGCUCAGGCCAUGUCUCAUGUAUUGAAGGAUAUUGAGAUUUGCCGAGCACUUCCACAUCCUCAAGGUGAGGUUAAAGGUUUGAUUAACUUGGCUGAUAUUCACUUCAAACAGCGACAAUACAUAGAUGCCAUAAGAUGCUACAAUCUGGCGCACGUGAUCGUAAGAAAAUUGCAGGACGAGGACGGGUUGAUGAAAACAGUGGAGACAAACAAAGAAGUUGUGGAGGCUGCUAUACCCAAAUUAAAGGCCUUUAACUUGAGUUUGGCAAAGCACAAGGAAUUGCAAUCGCAAGUGGAUACAGCUCGGGGCACAGCAUUAGAGAGAAGCCUUUGUCUGAAGGAGUUCAAAGUUUUGAAAGAGCUCAUCGGGCAGGCCUUUGAACUGCAAUAUUGGGAAGAGCAUUUAAAGCUUGCUAAACGGUUGAAGAAAGUCGUGGACGCUCUUGGAGAUUUAGAGAAGAUGGGAGAUGCAUUGGAUACUAUUGGUGAAUCUUAUUGCAAUCUUUGCAAUUAUGAAAAGGCCAAGAAAUGGCAUCUUAAGAGCUAUAAGGUCUGCCAGCGAGUGCAUCAUGACGAGGGACAAGCGGUUGCUUUGAUCAACUACGGAAAUGCCUUGGAUUCUUCUGGUGAUUUCAAAGGUGCCUUGAAAGCUUAUCAACAAGCCUAUGACAUCGUAAAAGAAAGUGGAGAUAAUCAUUUCCUUGAUUUAAAAAUCAGUGCCCUCCAGAACAUGCACUACUGCUAUGUUGUUCGUUUCAGCAAAUUCAACGAUGCAAGAGUUGUGGAAGCUGAGAUGAAAAAGCUUGAGCAAUUUAAGGAGGACCGUGAGAUUGAGAAGGAAGAGGAUAGUGAUGAUCGGUGCUCAGAAACAGAUGAUGAGGCUGAGGAAGAUACUACACAAGAGGCUAUGAACAUUGAUGAUGAAGAACUUGCGACUUCUUGUACACUUUUGGGCAGCACAUUCAACGCCCAGGGAAUUAGUGACCCACAGGGAAAAACAGAAAGCCGCACUGGUUUGGUAAGAAGAUCACAAGCACCAGACUUCCGGAAACGAUCAAGGAUGGUGUUAUCUGAUGAGGAAAGUGAAGAAUCUGAUGAUGCUAUGCUCCCAAGUCCUCCAAAGAGAAAAUAUACCCGGUCAAACGCCAGAGGCCCUAGUGCACCAAAGGAACGUCCUUCUUCAAGUGUGCGAAAAUCUAAGAGACCAGAGAGCGGAGCCCUCAACCUUUGCUCCGAUGACGACGAACCUCUAGCAACUGCUUUGGAAGCAUGUAAAGCUGCUAAACGCAAUAAAAAAUCUUCACUGAGACAUUCUAAGCUUACGAAAGAUCAAGGUAUUGAGCAUAAGAAUGUAAAUUCUCUCAACUCCAAAACUAGGAACAGUGGAUUAGCACGACGAAGUGAUGUCGUUCAACGUAGUCCAGGGCGGAGACCUAUGCAAGAGGAUGGAGAUUGGACUUUCACAAGAUCAUUGGGUACAGGCAACGCUUCUCGUAGGAAAGACGAAGACUUCAAUGAUGAAUCGCAGCCAUUAAUUCAAGUGGCUGGAGAUAUGGGUAAGACAUUAGCAAGUGGCUCACUUGUCCGGGGUUCUCAACGUGAAGCAAGAAAAUCAUCUUCAAGUCACCAAGAUGGUGCUACUUCGCACAACAGUGACACACAAGCGCGUUCUAACGUGAUUCAGGCACCUUUGAUCGUCCCCGUCAACAUCAAUGGGCAAACACUGCGUGUGAUUAUCAAGCGGUCUGAGACAGAAAGAAAUAAAACAGUUGGCUGGUUAAUGGAAGAGAUUAUUCGCCUCUACACUUGUGAUAACUCAGCAGGCAAAAAACCAGUAGUGCAGAGACUGGAGUUCAAAGGCAGUAUCCUUAAGCCGAUUCAGAUUAUUGAGGAAGUUUUGAACGAUUUUACCGCUGAUGACUCUAUAGAUGCUAUCAUUCAAGGUUGGGUGGCUAUACCUGUUGUGGAGCGGUACGAGGCGCACUGCAUUGCUGCUAAUACUAGCGUUAAUGCUGCACUCGCACUUAAGCUGAAGCUUCUCAAGGGAUCCUAUGAGGAGGUUGAUGCCUCCAGCUGUGACCUACAAGAUAUAUCGGUCAGGCCUUUGAUAAAUGCUUUGCAAGAAAACGAAGCACUCUCGUUUCUGGAUUUGUCUCAUAAUCUCCUUGGCAAUGCAACAAUAAAUGCUAUACAAGAGAUGGUAGCUGCCACCAACCAGUGUGAUUUAGGACUUACUUUGGACCUUCAUAAGAACCAGUUGGGAGCUGGUGCUCUUGUUCAGAUUGCCAAAUGCCCCGUUACUCUUUCUCGUUUGGAAGUGCUCAAACUAUCGGGAAACCGCCUUACAGAUGCUGCUGGAAGGAACCUGGCAGCCAUCGUUGGACAAAGCAAAGCUUUGGCAACUUUGGAGAUUGAGAGAUGUGGACUUACUACACGUACGAUACAGCAGAUUAGUAGUUCUUUGCAACCAGAGUCGUCGCUUGUGAAACUCUGCAUUGGACACAACAACCCAAUUGGAGGCAGUGCCCUGUCCAGCUUAUUUCAGAAGCUCUCGAGGCUCCUGAGUUUCACAGAGCUUGAUAUACGGGGUAUUGAGCUCGACGAUAAAGGAGUGCUUGCAGCUGCUUCCUUAAUGAAGUCCUCCAGUCUCUCCGUGCUCAACAUGGCAGGAUGUGAGAUUCAAAAUCAUGGUGCACAGGUCAUGUGCAAGGCCUUGGCAGGAACCACUGUGCAGCUUCUGAACCUUGACUUAUCCUCGUGUCGAUUAAGUCGAGAACCAGCUCUAGAAGUUUGCCAUAAAAUGGCAUCCAUAUAUGGGCUCUCUACACUGAAUCUCAGUAAUAAUCAACUUAGCGAACAGGGGGCAGAAGUUUUGUCUCUUGCUCUACGUCAAGAAGAGUGUCGGUGGAAGUCUCUUACUUUGGAUGACUGUUGCAUCGGUCAGACUGGUGUCCUUCUCCUUUUGCAGGCUCUCGAAGGAAACUCAGUUCUAUGGGAACUUCAUGUUGCUGGAAAUUUCAAAUUUGGGAUCACAGAAUCGUUAGCUAUGGCGAUUGUUCCAAGCAUAGACCUUGACGUGAGUAAUCAUGUAACCCAACAGACUCCGAAGUCUUCGAAUUCUGCCCUUAAUCAAGAGCAGGGUUCAGGAGUUCCUUUAAAUGGUACGGAACAUUCUAGAAGUACAUUUUCAAACUGUAAUGCACCGUACAUAAUUAAAAAGACGGAUUCGAAUCUCCAAGAAACUUCUGACCAUGAAGGUCAACAUGCAGCCAUUGACCUUGGCACCUACGAUAAGCCUUACGGAGAUGCAUUCCUGAACGAGCUUACUCAAGUAGAGGAAGGAUUUCCAGAAAUCUCUGAAAUUGUGAAGGACAUAGACGGAGGAUUGGCCGACUCAGAUUCCAAUGAGAAGCAAGCGGAUUCUCAUGUGAUAGAGAAUCUUAUCAAAAGGAUCCGAAUGGCUCAGGGGCUGGAGUGCUUAAAUAUGAAAAAAAAUGGUCUAAGCACGGAGGUUUUGAAGCAUUUGUGGGAAGCUUGGUGUCAUUGUGGAAGAACCGCAAGUACAGAGUUCGUAAGCAAGGCACACUUUGUUGUGCGAGAUGGUAGGGAAUGCUCUGCGUUAACUUCUAGCUGCGUAUAUUGUCAGCCACGAGCCCAGUGAAUGAACCUAUCUAUCCGAGAAUUGAGCAGAUUAUCAGUGACUUGGGGGACUAGCUGCAUAGUUCGUUGGAAUUUCAAUCCUGGGAAGAGCUCUAUAUUUCUCUGCAGGCGAAAAUGGCUACCAGAGUUUUGUUGAAACAGGAAAAAGCAUACUAGGAAUAGACGGGUAGAAAUUUUAUGUUGCUCUUUCAGCAACACAGCCCCGUGUGUGCCCCGGUUGUUAAUUUCGUUCGGAUCGUUCAAAUCGGACAGAAUCAUGGACAGGAUCUUGUACCUGAAGACCUGAAUGUUCUGGAGAAGCCUUUCACAAUCGACGGAACUGGUAUCAUAUGCUGGAGUAUGUUCAGUGAAAAGCUCAGCAUAUUAGUCCUAGCACGAUGUGUGCAUCUGCGAAGUGUAUAAUAAAGGUGACCCUCCUUUUUACUCUCGCAAGGCAGAUAAUUUUCAAGAUUGAAGACUUUGAACCAGCAAUUGGCUGUAGUGUAAAGGGAACUCUCUUAGGGUAGAUAAUUUAAGCCACUUAAUUUUUGUGGGUUAUUGAUACCUUUCCUGAGAAAACCGUGUGCAUGAUUGCGCACACUGAGACUAAUCACCUCGCUUCAAGAGGCAUAUCAUUGUGUAUUGUUGAGAAUCGAUAUCGAAUGCAGCUCAGUUCUGUUGAAAA
Molecule: messenger RNA, 6322 nt
Organism: Physcomitrium patens
Lineage: Eukaryota; Viridiplantae; Streptophyta; Bryopsida; Funariales; Funariaceae
Product: protein TONSOKU
Biological process (GO): epigenetic regulation of gene expression; meristem structural organization; response to DNA damage checkpoint signaling
Cellular component (GO): nucleus
Molecular function (GO): protein binding
Source: RefSeq, a predicted model, not a curated record